This is a messenger RNA of Thalassophryne amazonica, 3118 nucleotides long. RefSeq names its product acyl-CoA synthetase long chain family member 3a (gene acsl3a). The record is from RefSeq and is a predicted model, not a curated record. Gene Ontology annotation, biological process: long-chain fatty acid metabolic process; neuron differentiation; long-chain fatty-acyl-CoA metabolic process. Gene Ontology annotation, molecular function: long-chain fatty acid-CoA ligase activity. Bases 1 to 2157 code for a protein of 718 amino acids. Lineage: Eukaryota; Metazoa; Chordata; Actinopteri; Batrachoidiformes; Batrachoididae. Gene Ontology annotation, cellular component: lipid droplet; plasma membrane; endoplasmic reticulum. The transcript has 14 exons.
AUGAAGCUGAAAGAGGAUCUCAAUCCUCUGCUGCUGCUUCUCUUCCACCUGAUGGUGUGGCUCUACACCAUCAUCACUUUCCUGCCUUCUUACCUCCUCAACCAUGUCUUUGCCCUAGACACAAGCUCCUUUGGUUCAGAAGUGGAGCAGUCCAAGAGGGUGAAGGCGCGCUCAGUGCUGGGAUGUCCGGAGGGGCCUUACAGAGCAGUUCGCGCCAUGAAGAGGCUGAUCACAUCGCUGCAUCGCGGAGUGGAGACCCUGGACAAAAUGUUUGAAUAUGCAACACUGAGAUUUGCUCAUAGAGAAUGUCUUGGGAUGAGAGAGGUGAUCAGGGAAGAGGAUGAACAACAGAGCAAUGGAAAGGUGUUCAAGAAGGUCAUUCUGGGUGACUACCACUGGCUCUCCUAUGAGGAGGUCUUCUCAGCAGCAUCCCAGCUGGGCAGUGGUCUGUUGUUCUUCGGCCAACGGCCAAAAUGCAACAUUGCCAUCUUCUGCGAGACACGAGCUGAGUGGAUCAUAGCCGCUCAGGCCUGCUUCAUGUACAACUUCCCUCUCGUCACCCUGUACUCAUCUCUCGGUGGACCAGCCAUCGUUCACGGGCUGAACGAGACUCAGGUUACCCACAUCAUCACCAGCAGAGAACUUCUGGAUACACGACUCAAGAGUAUCCUGAUGGACACCCCGAACCUGCGGCACAUCAUUGUGGUUGACGACACACCGGCUGUGUGGCCUGAUUACGCACGCGGCAUCAGUAUUCACAGCAUGUCUGCUGUUCAAGAGAUCGGAGCAAGACCUGAGAAUGAACGUGAGCAUAAUCAGCCUGUGCCUUCAGAUACUGCAGUCAUCAUGUACACCAGCGGAUCCACAGGCAUUCCAAAAGGCGUCAUUAUUUCCCAUAGCAACCUCAUUGCGAGCAUGGCUGGAAUAGCGGAGCGGAUACCUAACCUGUGUGAGGAAGACACCUACAUCGGCUACCUGCCCCUCGCACAUGUGCUCGAGCUCAGUGCAGAGCUCAUAUGUGUUGCUUAUGGUUGUAGAAUCGGCUAUUCCUCACCUCAGACUCUAGCUGACCAGUCAACCAAGAUCAAAAAAGGAAGUAAAGGGGACACAAGUGUUCUGCAGCCCACUCUGCUGGUUGCUGUCCCGGAGAUUAUGGAUCGUAUCUAUAAGAAUGUGAUGGCCAAAGUGGAGGAGAUGACCUGUGUGCAGCGAACACUCUUCAACCUAGCAUACAACUACAAGCUGGAACAGCUUAAAAAGGGAUACAGUACUCCUCUUUGUGACAAGCUGGUGUUCAGAAAAGUAUGCUCUCUACUGGGUGGACAGGUGAGAGUUUUGCUUUCAGGUGGAGCACCACUUUCUGCGGCCACGCAACGCUUUAUGAACGUGUGCUUCUGCUGCCCGGUGGGGCAGGGAUACGGCCUGACAGAAACCUGCGGGGCUGGAACCAUCAGCGAGGCAUGGGAUUAUAGCACUGGGAGAGUGGGUGGGCCAGUGGUUUGCUGUGAGAUCAAGCUCAAGGACUGGCUGGAGGGCGGAUACCGCAGCAGUGACAAGCCCCACCCCCGUGGAGAAAUCCUCAUUGGUGGACCCAGUAUAACCAUGGGAUACUAUAAGAUGGACCCGCAAAAACAAGAAGACUUCUUUGUAGAUGAAAAGGGCCAACGAUGGUUCAGCACAGGAGACAUCGGAGAAUUUCAUGAAGAUGGAUGCCUCAAGAUAAUUGAUCGGAAGAAAGACUUGGUGAAGCUGCAGGCAGGCGAGUAUGUCUCCCUGGGAAAGGUGGAAGCCAUGCUGAAGAACUGCCCUCUGAUUGACAACAUCUGUGUCUAUGCCAGCAGUGAUGAGACUUAUGUGAUUGGCUUUGUCGUGCCCGAUCAAAAGCAGCUGGUAGCGCUGGCUAAUCAGCAUCACUUCUGGGGCUCAUGGGAGGAACUGUGCAACAACAUGGCCUUGGAGGAGCUGGUCAUCCAGGUCAUCACUGAGGCUGCUCUAGUAGCUCAUCUUGAGCGAUUUGAGAUCCCUCGCAAGAUCCGUCUGAUCCCAGAACCAUGGACCCCUGAGACAGGAUUAGUAACUAACUCAUUCAAGCUCAAACGCAAGGAGCUGAAAACACAUUACCAGAAAGAGAUUGAGAGGAUGUAUGGGGGCAAAUAGCCCCUCAGCAGCAGCACAGCAUCAUUCUUUAUUAAAGCACAGAUAAAUAUUUGACAGAGGCUGUGCCACCGUUCACACCUCUUCUACCUUCUGCCCAGUCAAAAAGAACUGUGAUCUAAAUCAUAACGUAAAGGAUGUUAAUGGUAAUUUGUUUUUAAAAAACAGACUCCAGGCAAUAAAAGCUGAUUUGCAAUUUUUCUUUGAUUACGCACAACCUUUUCCAAGGUGCAAAGUCUUACUGAAGUUGCCAUUUGGGUAUAUUAAUAUCAAAGAACAUCCUUUUCUACUGCUGCCUUCAUCUUUAACUGUAUGACCAUUUCACAUGGACUUUUAUUUAUUAGUUUUGUUUUAAGUUAUGAGACAGAAUGCAGAUUGGCCGAUUCUUUGUGGUGACCUGUAUGUGACGGGUUUGGGGCUUCACUGUUUAUGCAUGAGAGUCGCUUCAUCCUCGACUAGUCUUUGACUUAAAGGGGUCAUAUUGUUCAAAUUUUUGGCAAGCUAAUACAAACCACUAAGUGUCUUUAAAAGUGCAGUAACUCGGAUUUUACACAGAGCAACAAACAGUACUUUUCUAUGUCAGGAUUUAAUUGUUCAGGGGCAUCCUCUGCAGAGAAUGAAAGAACACUCCCUCUGUGCUCUGAGCUCUUCUUCCCGCUUACAUUCUCACUCUGGCAUUGUGAACAUAUUUAGUACAUGAGAUGUCCACGUGUGCAUGUGAGUCUUGCCCUGUGAAACUGUUGCCUGUGCCCUGCUUUCAACAGAGACAACUCACGAAUCACCACAUACCUGUUGAUUUUUUUCUCAAGAUGUCUGAUGGUAAAAACUUUCUGUAAAAACCUCCAAAACUUUUUCCACGUUUUAUUUUACAGCCUUAUUUCAAAAUGGAGUAAAUUAUUCUUUUUUCAUCACAAUUCUACUUACAACACCCCAUAAUGACAACAUGAAUUUUUUUUAUUAUUAU